Molecule: messenger RNA, 1631 nt
Organism: Haliotis rubra (blacklip abalone)
Lineage: Eukaryota; Metazoa; Mollusca; Gastropoda; Lepetellida; Haliotidae
Product: galactoside alpha-(1,2)-fucosyltransferase 2-like
Biological process (GO): carbohydrate metabolic process
Cellular component (GO): membrane
Molecular function (GO): galactoside 2-alpha-L-fucosyltransferase activity
Source: RefSeq, a predicted model, not a curated record
AAUGAAACGCGUGCUGCACGCGCAUGAUGUCACACGUGACCUUGGCAGCGUGAACUGUGUGUAUGACAUGGAAACUGCAGAGUGACGACAGUCUUGGGGAUAUAGGCAGAUUGCGAUGCAUUCGGCUGACUUUCGUGUGAGGGCGCCCGUCAGCGGUAGGAUGAGAAUCUUGUAUGCCGGAAGACAAGCACGCCGAAAUCCAGCAUAUGCUGUUGGUGUGUUUAUCCUGCUCGUCUUUGCGCUGAUGGAAAACCAACUGCGUAGCGAGUCAUAUUCCAACAUCGACACCUCAGAAGUGAGGGUUCUCAGUGUCCGAGACUCCCGGGACCGACACAUGAAGGUCAAGGUCAUCCAUCAAGAUCGAGACGUCAAAAUACCAAAUCUCGGAAAGUCUCGACCUAGUCGCUCAACAGACAAAACACUCAGAAAUGGAGGACAUAAAAUUUUGUCGAACAGGCUCCAUAACAGCAGUCGGAAACUCAGGCACAGAAAAAACAGCUGGCAGGAAAAACCGAUUUUGACCAUAAGGUUUGAUGGUCGCCUUGGCAACCAAAUGUUUGAGUACGCAGCGGUGUAUGCUAUAGCUCGCAAGAAGAAAAUGAAAAUAUUUCUUACGAGGAAUCACCAGCUAAAUAAAAUAUUUCACAUUGACGAGUCGGUGAUCGUGAGGAAGCCUUGCGGUGGCUUCACCAACGUCAACACACCUUGCUGUGGUUACGACGCUACGACGUUGGACAGAAUACAGAACAAUACGUGCCAGCGCAUAUUUGGUUACUUUCAAUCAUGGAGAUAUUUUGAGUCACUGCUUGGAAACGUCAGACGCCAGUUCACGUUCAGACGCAAUAUAAUCCAGACUGCAGAUGCCAAACUCUGGUCAGUUGUGAACAAACACAAGAAAUACCCUUCAAAACCGCAACACGUGGACGCUGUGUCCUCACGCAUGCGCAGUCAAAAACAGGUUCGUGUACAUUUAUUGCAAUACGUAAGAAGAGGUGAUCUCAUGUUGCCAAUCCGUGUCAAACAGGGCCGACGUGCCGCCCCGAAACAAUUCUACCUCCGCGCCAUGGACUAUUUUCGGCGUCUGCAUCACGAUGCAUUGUUUAUUGUCGGUAGCGACUCGCAGCAAUGGGCAGCGGAGAACUUAGCCGGACCGGAUGUCAUUGUGCUGAAGGACAUGCUACCGGAAGUGGAUAUGUGCAUUCUGAGUCGAUGCAACCACACCGUUAUGAGUGUGGGUACGUUUGGCUGGUGGGUGGGACUUUUAGGGAGGGGGAGAACAGUGUACUACAACCAACCUUUCAUACACACCAGCGAGACUGCAGCCAUGUACUCGGGGUAUGAACAAGACUUUAUCCGUCCUGGCUGGAUUGGGAUGAGCUAGUCUUGGAGUUGUCUCCCUUGUGUUGGUGGUGGUUGCCAAGCGCUGAUUGUUUCUUCAAUGAUGUCGACAUGGAGGCAACAUGGAGUGCAGCUGGGCUCAUUGUCUAGUUGAUGCAGAGUUAGGAGACCGACACAUGUAGAGCCUCUUGAAGAUCAGUGACUGCUUCCCUGUACUAUUCUGCUCUAGUCAGACGUGACCGUGUAGAGAUAAGAAGCGUUUUGGUACAAAUAAACAAGAAAACAUUGACGUA